AUGUAUUUUGAUGAUGUGGGUACGGAGAACAGUGGUUAUCUCGAUGUUGUAUGUGAUGAAGCACUCUUUCGUCGUUUAAUUCCGUUCGAAGAAGCACAUUCGCAAUGUAGACUAAUGCUCGGUCAAUGGCAUACAUCAAAGAAUAUGUGUUCGGUUUUAAUCACAAUAUUUUCGGGUUACGGCAUUUUCAAGCUAGCUGCAAGUCUUGGAGUCAGAUAUUUUGAAAAACUAGAGAAACUUGUUGAGUUACCCGCCACCUGUCGUGUCUUAGAAUUAAUCUGUGUUGCUGUUGCUUGUGCAUUAACAACUUAUGCACAAAGUCUUGGACUGGCACUUUCAGAUCUUGAACAUACAAGCGAUUAUGUAAUUAAAGUGUGCUCUAAAUCAGGAGACGGGGGAGAUGGUGGUAUAGACAUAAUCGGAAUGUAUAAAAAAAUUCCGAUUAUAAUUCAAUGUAAAAAACAUAGAAGAUCGAUUGUUCCUGGUGUUGUUCGUGAACUCGAAGGAGUUCUUGGAAACCUUCCCAAGUGCGCUAUUGGAAUUUUGGUAGCCCCAAAAUUCAGUGAAGGGGCAGUUAGUCAAGUUUCUUCAUCUGAAUUCAAUAUCCUAUUGACGAAUGAAGCCGAUAUUGUUUCAGAUUUAAUUAAUUUUAUUGAAACUCGACAGAUUAUCUCAAAAUUGGAAUUAACAUUAGAAAAACUUCUUGGACUAAUUGGGCUCCAACAGAAAGAUGUAGAAGAGAUUUCGAAAAGAUUAGAGGUUCUUGAAAUCGAAAUAAGAAAAUCAUUGGAGAAUCUCGAAGUUCAACUUAAAAUUCAACAAUUGAAUAUGGAGGAAUCUUUCAGCUUUGUCCUUGAUAAGUUUGUCGAAUUCUCGUUUGUUAUUGAUAAGUUGUUCUUCUACCCAUUUCAAGUCCCUAAACUGUUCCAGAUAAACUUGUCAACAAACACUGACAUGCCAUCUCCGAAGGCUUGGUACAAGCUGAUGAAUCCGGAAAGUGCCUGGGACAAAGUCUCUUUGGAGGAAGUUAAUGAUGUGGCUGAUCUCAAGAAAGCAGUCAAGAAGGAAGCAGCACCCAAGCUUGAUGCCUUUGCUGCCUCUGACCUUACUAUCAAGGUCUUAAAGGACUGCAAAAAUGGGAGCCGGGCAAUUGAAGUACAUCCACAAAAGACACUAGCUGCCAUUAUUAGGGCCUUGGAGGAUCCUGCUGCAGUCCUUGCACACCUCGAAAUAGAAUCACCUUUAGCCCAAAAGCACUUCGCUGAAAAUAUCUGGGUUUUUGUGUAUGCCCCAUCUGAGCCCAUGCCUGUUGCAAAGAAAGCCCACAUAGAUAUGACUUUUACAUCUGUUCUGGCAGGGAAGACAUUAAUAUUAAGGCAUCAGCACGAUCUACCAAAGUUUUCACACAACUUCUAUGAUCACUGA
Molecule: messenger RNA, 1425 nt
Organism: Paraglomus occultum
Lineage: Eukaryota; Fungi; Glomeromycota; Glomeromycetes; Paraglomerales; Paraglomeraceae
Source: the annotation of a GenBank genome assembly